AUGCAGGCGGAGGCAGAGGCCUUGUCCAUGCGUGCGAAGCACGACCUCCAGGAGGAUCCCAGGGGCGGCUUGCAUGGGCCACCCUCGUCUGCCAUUCAGAGCUUGUCCAACAGGUUCAUAGUAGCCUUCAGAUCCCAUGAGAGCAAGAGGAAGCCCACGACCACAGCAUAUCGGCAACAAGAUGAAGGCUUGGGGCUCUUGGCCUACCUUUCUGCAACAGCGCCCCUGGUGCCGUUGCCGCCGGCGGAGCCGAACCCACCAAGCUGGCCAAGUUCGGUCUACAUCUUCGGCCCUGAGGAUGCGGUGAAUGGUUCCGACUUGACUGCGAGGAUUGCAGCUCUCCUGUCGGAGCUCAAUAAUGUGACCACCGGCCACUACAGCUCCGAUCGCAAGGCGCUGCUCUUCAAGCCUGGAACAUACGAAACAGAUAUCGAAGUGGGCUACUAUGUCCAGGUUCUCGGCCUCGGCGAGCGGCCGGAGGACGUGCAGUUCACCAGCGCGUGGGGUGUCCACUCCAAGCCAAUGGGCGCCAUCCCGGAUCCAGGAUCGCUGGACAAUUUCUGGCGUAGCGCAGAGAAUUUCCACCAUGCCUCUCCCUGGGGCAUGCUCUGGGCCGUCUCACAAGCAUCGCCCAUCCGACGAAUUCGCGUCGACAAGAACCUUACUCUCUCCGUGCCGGGUGCCUGGGCCAGUGGAGGAUACAUGGCCGAUAUGCAGGUGGGCUGCCUGCAACUUGUGCAAUUUGACGUGGGCGGCUCGACCGUACUGGGCGGCCAGCAGCUUCUUUCAAUCCAUGCAGUCGUUCUGGUUAGCAAAGAGGUCCGAGUUAGAAAGCCAGACACCGUAGCGACAGGCAGCCCACGUGAGACCCUGCCGGCCGAGGGCUCGGAGACAGCAUUGACAAAUGUGCUCCCGAAUGUAGCUUUGACCCCAGUCAUCGCUGAAAAGCCUUACAUCACGAUCGCCACUUGCCUGCACAUUAGUCGCUCCGUCGGGCCAGCCGUGGAAGAAGCCACGACUGUUCCUUUUGAGCAGGUCUACGUAGCUCGGGCCGAAGACCUGACCUCGACGAUCCAGUCGAAGCUGACCUCUGGGCUUCACGUGGUGCUCUCCCCUGGAAUUUACAACCUCACCGCGACCCUGACCCUCACCUUCAAGAACCAGGUGUUACUGGGAAUAGGCAUGGCGACGCUGGUCGCUCCCAAAGACGGAAGUCCAUGCGUGCUCGUUGAAAACGCCGCGACGGGUGCCCGCGUGGCUGGGAUUGUGCUGCAGGCCAAUUUCGCCUUCGAUAAAGCCACGGGAUCGCCGCCGCCGUCCAGCCUGCUGGAGUGGGGCCGGUCUGGGGUCACAGCGGGCGAGGCGGAUCCGGCGAACCCAGGCGUUCUCUCCGAUGUCUUCGCCCGUGUUGGUGGGCCGGACACCGACCGCAAGAUAGGAACUUUGUAA
Messenger RNA from Symbiodinium necroappetens, 1449 nucleotides. The record is from the annotation of a GenBank genome assembly. NCBI's taxonomy places the organism in Eukaryota, Dinophyceae, Suessiales, Symbiodiniaceae.